Messenger RNA from Trichoderma gamsii, 900 nucleotides. RefSeq lists its product as hypothetical. Lineage: Eukaryota; Fungi; Ascomycota; Sordariomycetes; Hypocreales; Hypocreaceae. Gene Ontology annotation, molecular function: protein binding. Bases 1 to 900 code for a protein of 299 amino acids. The transcript has a single exon. The record is from RefSeq and is a predicted model, not a curated record.
AUGUUACUUGCUCGAGGUGCCGAUAUCAACCUAAAGGAUAAAGAUGGCUAUACACCACUGAUGAUAGCCAUUGAGAAAGGUUAUGAGAGUAUCGUUAACUUGCUUCUAGAAAGAGGCGUGGACAUUAUAGAUGAGCACCAUGGGACAAGGCCACAAUUUCUGGAAGAUACAUAUGACACAUUCAAACCUCUCCCCAGGUACUAUAUCAGCGACGUCAUGAGCAAACCCGGUGGCAGAGUAGUUUUGUGGGCUGUCAGGCAUCAACAAGAGAGUAUCAUCAAGCUACUGCUAGAUAGGAGCCCAGAGGCUGAUCUGAAGAAACUUUAUGGCCCGCUGGUUCUCAUCUGGGCCGCUAUGGGUGGAUACAAAGGCAUUGCUGAGUGGCUGAUCGAGAGGGGUGUUGAAGUUGACUUCAAAGGGGGCUAUGACAACUUUGAAGGGGGCUAUGACAUUUUUGAAGGGGGCUAUAACAGGAGCCAGACGCCAUUGUCACUUGCUGCAAUUCAUGGGCAUAAUGAUAUUGUUAAGCUCCUUAUUGAAAAAGGAGCUAAUAUUGAGGCAAGAUAUGAAGGAGGUCAGACGCCGUUGCUAUUUGCUGCUGAGCAUGGGCAAAAUCAUACCAUUGAACUACUUCUUCAAAAAGGGGCUAGGAUUGACGUACACGAUAACAGAGGCCGGACGUUAUUGCUAGCUGCUGCUGAGCAUGGGCAAAAUCAUACUAUUGAGCUACUGGUUGAAAAGGGAGCGAGUAUUGCGGUAGAAGAUAAUGGUGGCCGGACGCUAUUAUCACUUGCUGCUGAGCAAGGGCAUAAUAGCACUAUUAUGCUUCUACUUGAAAAAGGAGCUGAAAUUGAGGCAAAAGAUAAUAAUUGGCCGAACACCGCUAUUAUUGGCGGUUAG